GGAUUUUCGGAUUCCACAUACACUAUAGGGAUGUGCCAGUUGAGCAUCUUAGUUUUCAUCUGCCUGGCGAGCAAAAUGUGUAUUAUAGUGCAGAUAAAUCUGUCCGAGACGUCCUAUCGAAUCAUAUGAUUCACGAGACAAAAUUUACUGCAUGGAUGAGAGCAAAUCAAGUAUACCCCGAGGCCAGAAAGUUGACAUAUGUGGACUUCCCUAGCAAAUUUGUGUGGAAGAAAAACAUUAAACAGUGGGUGGAAAGACAACGAGGUUUUGCGGUUGGACGUGUCUACUUCGUUCGCCCUGGAGCAGGUGAAAAAUACUACUUACGCACCCUAUUAAAC
Molecule: messenger RNA, 338 nt
Organism: Cuscuta epithymum
Lineage: Eukaryota; Viridiplantae; Streptophyta; Magnoliopsida; Solanales; Convolvulaceae
Source: the annotation of a GenBank genome assembly